Molecule: messenger RNA, 1569 nt
Organism: Salvia miltiorrhiza (redroot sage)
Lineage: Eukaryota; Viridiplantae; Streptophyta; Magnoliopsida; Lamiales; Lamiaceae
Product: caffeoylshikimate esterase-like
Exons: 8
Coding region: 437-1465 (342 amino acids)
Cellular component (GO): membrane
Molecular function (GO): lipase activity
Source: RefSeq, a predicted model, not a curated record
UCCGCCAAUAAUAAAUCGAUUUUGACAAUGGACCAAUGAUAUUUGACACGUAUCCUGCCAAAAAAAUGGUUGAAAUAUUAUACUACACCUCGUAGAUAAAAGGGCUUUCCUCAUUUAUAGAGAGAGAGAGAGCCUAGAUGAUUUUAAAUUGAAUAUAUAUGGGCACGUAAUGUCACCAACAAUUGGAACCCAAUUCCACACCAGUGUUAACUCUGAAGAAUCCAACUUUACAACCUCCAAGAAAAGUUUAGUUCUUUGCUUUAAUAUUUAUAUAUACACACACAUACAUUAUACAUAUAUUAUUUUCUUUGCUUCUUCUUUCUUCUUCUUCUUCUUCUUCUUGGAAACUGCAUAUUUGAUAAUGAGCUCAAUUGUGGUGGGCAUGAUUUGAUGUUGGUUAGUGAAAGUCGUGUAUUUUUUUUGCUGAGAUUCUAGCAUGGAUGUUCAGUAUCAUGAGGAGUACGUAAAGAACUCCAGAGGUGUGCAGCUGUUCACUUGCAAAUGGCUGCCUUUGUCUUCUCCAAAAGCUCUGGUUUUUCUCUGCCAUGGUUAUGGCAUGGAGUGCAGUAAUUUCAUGAAAGGCGUAGGGGAGAAGCUCGCGAGCCAUGGAUAUGCCGUUUUUGGGAUAGACUACGAAGGCCAUGGCCGUUCAAUGGGCGCUCGUUGCUACAUCAAGAGGUUUGACAACAUUGUACAUGAUUGUAGCAACCAUUUCAAGUCAAUAUGUGCACAGGAAGAGUAUAGGGAGCAUAGAAGAUUCUUAUACGGGGAGUCGAUGGGCGGGGCAGUGGCCUUGCUGACUCACAAGAAGGAUCCUAGUUUCUGGCACGGCGCUGUUCUUGUUGCUCCUAUGUGUAAGAUCUCCGAGAAGGUGAAGCCACAUCCUGUAGUCAUCAGUAUGCUAACCAAAGUUGAAGAUGUGAUACCUAAGUGGAAGAUAGUCCCAACCAAAGAUGUGAUCAAUGCAGCCUUCAAGGACCCUAGAAAGCGCGAGGAGAUUCGUUGCAACGAGCUGAUAUAUCAGCAGAAGCCUAGGCUGAAAACCGCGUUGGAGAUGCUCCGAACUAGCAUGAAUCUUGAAGACAGUUUGAAUGAGGUGACGCUGCCGUUUUUCGUGCUGCACGGUGAGGCGGACACGGUGACCGACCCGGAGGUGAGCCGGGCGCUGUACCAACGGGCCAGCAGCGCGGACAAGACCAUGAAGCUUUACCCGGGGAUGUGGCACGGCCUCACGGCAGGCGAGCCAGACGAUAACAUUGAGGUGGUGUUUUCGGACAUCAUAUCUUGGCUCGAUAGGCACGUGGACGUGGCCCUCGAUCGGCCUAACGGCCUCAACGCGAAGGUGGUGGUGGCAGUGGCGGCGCCUCUUGCAGCAGAGAAGCCGGCUAGAGCGCGGUCGCGGACGAGGUUGAGGUACCUGUGCGGCUUGAAGGGCCGGAGCUUGUGCCAUCAUUCAUCAACCUAGUUUCUCAUUUAGAGGAGAAUGUGUGUUUUGGUUCCGACACAACUCAUGUGUUCUCUUCUUUCACUUAUGAAUCUAUAAUACGAGGCUCGCACUAACUUAUUUUA